AUGCUAAAUCAAAGCGAUUUUGAAAACGGUUCGUUUAUAAGUUUUUUUGGACCAGUUGAAAUGGAGAUUAACGACGAUGAUGGAGAAUCAAUUGUAAUGGACAUACUCUUUAGUAUCUUUAUAGUUAUUUGCAUGAUUGUCAGCAUAGUGGGAAACGUCUGCACCUGCGCUGUCAUCGCACGUGAUAAAACGAUGAGGACUCCCACCAACUGCUAUCUUCUUAACCUUGCAAUCACUGAUCUAAUGACCGCGCUCUUUGUUCCAAUAGAAAUAUACGUACUAAUGGUGCCAGAUUUCUACCCUUUUGGCGAGGUCGGAUGUCGCUUUCACUUUUUUCUGUGGGACUGCUUAGGCAACUGCAGUGCCUUGACUAUAUCAGCCUUUACUGUAGAACGUUACUUGGUAGUAUCCAAGCCAUUUCUUCGACAGAAGCUGGUAUUAAAGUCGAGAGUAUACAAGAUCAUUGCUGCAAUUUGGUUGACAUCCUGUAUUUUUUGUAUUCCGGAUAUAUUUUACAUUGAUUUGCUGGAAAGAAAAAAGUACGUGUUCUGUUACUUCUUCAUGUCUGACGUGCUGACGAUCAUGAUGAUAUGCGACAUUUUGGUCUUCUUCGUAAUGCCGAUGACUAUCAUCACCGUACUUUAUGUGUUAAUAGCAUUGAAGCUAAAGUCCACUACAUUGAAGUUAAGGAGCAGUCCCGCCACAGGAAACCAGAGUCGCAGCAAAGCUGUGAAGAUGUUAGCUGCCGUAGCAGCUUCAUUCUUCUUCUGCUGGUCUCCAUAUUGCGUGAUGCGAAUCAUGAUGAUCCACCCUGGAGACAAUAAAUAUGAAGACUAUUAUAAUGUUUGGCGUAUCCUCAACUACUUAUGUGCUGUAAACGUUUAUGUGUCGACAGCGGUAAACCCGAUCCUCUACAGCCUCAUGUCGAAAAAGUUCCGGCAGGCUUUCAAAGAUUUCCUGAAGGGCCGCAAGUCACAUCGGUCAGCUACAGAGACCAUUUUUUCUACAACGAUACGAAGCAAUCACAAUAACGGAACAAAUACGCUGCUGAAAGAUAUUACUUCCCUGAAGUCAAGUCUGGCCGAGUUGCAGUUUAAAGUGGAGGCUUCAGAUAACACCAUAAGUGAGCUGCGUACCCAAGUUGCGUUAUUAAGCAACGUUGCUACGGUACGUAGGUCACCAGAAGCCUCUAAUAUAAACACGCGACGUGGGGCGCAUUAUGCAUCCAUCAGCACUGUCGAGUCGGCUCAAAUGGUUGCGUCACCGAUCUCAGCUGCCGUCGCGCGUGAAGCGCCGCCCCCUGCUGCCCGCACCUCCGUCCCAGCGGAAACGUCUCGCGUGUGCAUGUCAGCCCCUGCACGUGCAUACGCCGCUGUAGCCGCUUGUACCAGCCGACUCGCCACUUGAAAUUCGAGAGGCGGCAAUCGGCUAAGAACAAAACCAAUCCCCGUGAGCCUGUCUCUGAAGUUGCAAAACCACAGAGGCAGACGGACCUGUGCGAUGAGAACAGCUUCACAAAGGUUAUGGAGAGGAAGAGGA
Molecule: messenger RNA, 1539 nt
Organism: Hyposmocoma kahamanoa
Lineage: Eukaryota; Metazoa; Arthropoda; Insecta; Lepidoptera; Cosmopterigidae
Gene: NGR-A2
Product: neuromedin-U receptor 2-like
Exons: 5
Coding region: 1-1407 (468 amino acids)
Biological process (GO): neuropeptide signaling pathway
Cellular component (GO): plasma membrane
Molecular function (GO): neuropeptide receptor activity
Source: RefSeq, a predicted model, not a curated record